AGAGAUGCCAGACGGACGCGGGGCGGCCGCAGUGAGAACACAGAGCCGCCUGCAGGGCCUCGGCCCGGGCUCUUAGCCGAGGGUCCCCGACUUUUCCACCGGAGGCAGCCCUACCGCGCCCCGCAGCCCAGCGCCUGCGGCCGAGGGAGAAGUGUUCCAGGAGCGGCAGCGCCUUUCCGCCUCGCUCCCCCCGCCCUGGUCCCCGCUCCCGUCUGGGCGCCGGCCGGUGGGGCGCGCGCAGCCCCCCUGCGAGCGGGCGCGGGGCGCGGGCCUCCCGCGGCGGCACAUGCCGCAGGCGCCCCGCCAGCCCCCCAGGCGCCCCGCCAGCUCGCCCACCGCCCCGGAGCCGCGCCGCGGCUGAGCGGGAGGACCCGCGCGCUCCGCUCCGCACCGGGAUGGCCCCGCUCCUGCUCUGGCUGGUGUCCUGCUGUGUCGGAGCCUCGGGGGCUUACACUGAGAUCAAGAAAGUGGCCGAGGAACAGGUCACUCUGCCCUGUCACCAUCAGCUGGGGCUUCAAGAAAAAGGCGCCCUAGACAUCGAGUGGCUGCUCACGGACAGCACAGGGAGCCAGAAGGCGGUCAUCACUUACUCCGGCCAUCAUGUCUACGAUAACCUGACUGAGGAACAGAAGGGCCGAGUGGCCUUUGCUUCCAAUUUCCUGGCAGGAGAUGCUUCCCUGCAGAUCGAGUCUCUGAAGCCCGGAGAUGAGGGCCUGUACACGUGCAAGGUGAAGAAUUCGGGCCACUACGUGUGGAGCCACGUCGUCUUAAAAGUCCUAGUGAGACCCUCGAAGCCCAAGUGUGAGCUGGAAGGGGAGCCGAGAGAAGGCAGGGACCUGGCCUUGCAGUGCGCGUCGUCCUCUGGCACUGAGCCCAUCGUGUAUCACUGGCAGCGAGUCCGGGAGAAGGAGGGGGAGGAGGAGCGUCUGCCUCCCAAAUCCAGGAUCGACCACAGCAACCCGGGCCGCGUGCUGCUGCAGAACGUCACGGCGGCCUCCUCCGGACUCUACCAGUGCACAGCGGGCAACGAGGCCGGGAAGGAGAGCUGCGUGGUGCGAGUCACGGUGCAGUAUGUGCAGAGCAUCGGCAUGGUGGCGGGAGCAGUGACAGGCAUGGUGGCCGGGGUCCUGUUGAUCCUCCUCUUGGUGUGGCUGCUAGUCCGAAGGAAAGACAAAAAGAGAUACGAGGAAGAAGAGAGACCUAAUGAAAUCCGAGAGGAUGCCGAGGCCCCGAAAGCCCGCCUGGUGAAGCCCGGUUCUUCCUCUUCUGGCUCUCAGAGCUCGCGCUCCGGUUCCUCCUGCACGCGCUCCACCGCCAACAGCGCCGCCCGCAGCCAGCGGACACUGUCCCCAGAGGCGGCGCCGCCGCCCCCGCCGGGGCUGGCCACCCGCACCUACAGACUAGUGGGGCCAGAGGCCAGAGGCUGUGAACCGAAGAGAGUGCACCCUGCUCCCCUGGCCAAAGCAGAGAGCCCGGCCAGCAGGAUCCCCAGCCGGAGCCGGCCCCUCCAAACUGUCUAAAUCCCCGGGACUCUGACGCCCAGGCUUUCCCGGGAGUCAGGAUCUUAGGACUUUUCUAGUCACUAGCUCAGCCACCAGCCACACAGUCCCCUCGAUUCGUAGGAGAGGUCACUCUAGCGGGGAGCGUGGCAUGGAGCAGGUUCAAUGGGCAUUCUCCUUAAAUGACACCAAACAAGGGGAGGGAUGUCAGCUGACCGCGUCCCGCAAGGCUUCCGACAGGAGUGGGGGGAGCGGGUCUAGAUCCGGGCAUCUGUGGACCAGACUGUGGUGAGAAAGGCUGAGAAAGGGGGAGGGAACCCUUGUAAAACUUCUCCCCUGAGAUGUUUUGUAUCAAUACUUCAGUUCACGAUUGUCAAGAAGGGAGGUGUUGUUCAUACAUUUUUUCUGCCUUUCUGCAAACCUACUGAAUUAUGUGAUUAUCCAGAGUCAAGCAGAACCCACAGCCUUAUACUACACCUUUCUGCACCAGGGACUGGGAUUGCCGCUUCUGAGAAACUCCAAACAGGAAAUGCCUCUUCUAUUCUGUCUUGAUCUCAUUUACCAUAAGGUUUGGAUAUGAAUUUCAAGAGGAACUGAAAUAAUGGGAGAUGGAGAUGAAUUGAGUUUCUCCUACUCUAUCCAGCACUAAUUUUCUUCUACUCACAUUGGACCAUUAGAGCACUAAAAAAGGAGUCCAAAAUGUGUGACAAGGGCCUAUGAGAAACCUUUCAUCUUGCUGUUCAGAGGGUCACUGACAAGUAUCAGAACUGUAUGCUGAACAAUUGUGGGUUUUCCCUCAAAUCAGAUGUCUCCAUACUGCCCUGCUGGAACUCUCUGGAGCAAGAAAGCAUUCACUGUGUCAUUUCACAAGGUCCUUAGAAGUCUUCCAGGGAAAGAGACCUCUUAGAGAUGCUGAAAGACCAUGAUGUACCAUUAUAGUCUUUCUGAGAACACACAAAACCAGCAUUUCCAGACUGACUGGGUCAGAGAGGGAGAUUAAGUCACUUUUUCUGAUGCCACAGAAUGGCAUAAGGAAGCUCAGCACUGCACCAAACUCGGAGCUUUCUCUAUUUGUUUCCUCUUAAGAAAAGGAUGUGAACCUGGGACUUCUGACGAUUCUAGGCUCUAGGUUAUCAGAAAGAUCAGGGAUUGCCAACAUUUCCUACUGGCACUGCAGGUAUGUCAAAGUCAUUCCUGCCUGAGACGUUGGGACAGAGCGAAGUUCAGUGUUUUACCAGCUGAGUCUGUAAGUCUAGCUCUGGGCUACAAGGAAAUGGAAUCAAUUUGAGGAAGAGAUGGUAAGGCUCUCUAGUGAGCAGCAGGAGAGGUGGGGUUAAUGCCUGUUAACACUCGGUCGGUAUCUUGGAAAGAAUAAGCAAAAAUGAAUCACCAGGAUAGCUCUCAGAAGAGCUGAUCCAUGGGAGAAGAAAGGUCUGAAAAGUUAAAAACAAACAACAAAACCAAACAGCAGCCUCCAAUAAAAGAACUUGCCCUUUUAAUAGUUUUGACUAUCCUACUACUCAAAUUCAUCCGAUGCAAGAAUUCGAAACCUGAAAUAGCCCUUCGAGGACCCUAGUGCAAAUGUCAACAGAUCACUAGCAAAGCAAAAGAUUUAUUGUUGAAAGGGCAGCAGAGGCGAUAGAAAAGAAAAAGCAACGCUGAAGAUGGUGAUGAAGCAUUGCUUCUAAGUCAGAUACUGAAAGGGAGAAGGCUGCUCUGGAACUGGGCCCCAUUUCUCUGGUUUUUCAUUUCUACAUUUAAUUCUUACAACAGUGUCUUCACAUUGUGCAAAUGCAUUUCUUCUAAAGCCCUUUAAAGAGAUAGGGGUUUAGCCCAGCCGGCAUGGCUCAGUGGUUGAGCAUUGACCUAUGAGCCAGGAGGUCACGGUUCAAUUCCCGGUCAGGGCACAGGCCCAGGUUGUGGGCCUGAUCCCCAUUGUGGGGUGUGCAGGAGGCAGCGGAUCAGUGAUUCUCUCUCCUCCCCUUCUCCCUUCCUUCCUGAAAUCAAUAAAAAUAUAUUAAAAAAAAAAAAA
Molecule: messenger RNA, 3531 nt
Organism: Myotis daubentonii (Daubenton's bat)
Lineage: Eukaryota; Metazoa; Chordata; Mammalia; Chiroptera; Vespertilionidae
Gene: CLMP
Product: CXADR like cell adhesion molecule
Cellular component (GO): membrane; cell surface; cytoplasmic microtubule
Source: RefSeq, a predicted model, not a curated record